AUGGAAAACGAUAAAGGUCAAUUAGUUGAAUUAUACGUCCCAAGAAAAUGUUCUGCCACCAACAGAAUCAUCAAAGCUAAAGAUCACGCUUCAGUACAAAUCUCAAUUGCUAAAGUUGAUGAAGAAGGUAGAGCUAUUCCAGGUGAAAACAUUAGUUAUUGUUUAAGUGGUUACGUUAGAGGUAGAGGUGAAGCUGAUGAUUCAUUAAACAGAUUAGCUCAACAAGAUGGAUUAUUAAAAAAUGUUUGGUCUUAUUCAAGAUAG
Lodderomyces pseudojiufengensis is the source of this 264-nucleotide messenger RNA. It is a transcript of the gene RPS21B, whose product is annotated as 40S ribosomal protein eS21. The record is from RefSeq and is a predicted model, not a curated record. Gene Ontology annotation, cellular component: ribosome; cytosolic small ribosomal subunit. The transcript has 2 exons. NCBI's taxonomy places the organism in Eukaryota, Fungi, Ascomycota, Pichiomycetes, Serinales, Debaryomycetaceae. Gene Ontology annotation, biological process: translation; endonucleolytic cleavage in ITS1 to separate SSU-rRNA from 5.8S rRNA and LSU-rRNA from tricistronic rRNA transcript (SSU-rRNA, 5.8S rRNA, LSU-rRNA); endonucleolytic cleavage to generate mature 3'-end of SSU-rRNA from (SSU-rRNA, 5.8S rRNA, LSU-rRNA). Gene Ontology annotation, molecular function: structural constituent of ribosome. The coding region runs from base 1 to 264 and encodes 87 amino acids.